AUGGACCUGGGGCCGUCGCGCCGCCCGUCCGCGGGCGGCAACGGCAGCCGCGUCAGCGGGGACGCAGAGGGCGACGAGCGUGACGACGGAGAGCACGGCGUCGUGAGCCACCUAAACCGUUUUGUCAUGGGGGAGCGGAGCAAGAAGAGGAAGGUAUGGGAGUUCUUGCUCCUAGUCAUGCUCCUCUACAUCGCCCUGUGGUUCCCUUACAGCCUGGCGUUCGAGCACUUCCGGCUCCGCAGCGACCCACAUGCUCCGUGCGAGUUAUACGUUCCACCCACGCACAUGAUCAUCUGGGAUUGGAUCGUGUACGCAUUCUUUUUGGUCGACUUUAUUCUGAAUUUUUUCCUGACCUACCGCACCAGCGGUCACACGAGCGUCGAGGUGUUCGACAUCAGGAUGAUAGCGGCCAACUACCUCCGGUUCUUCUUCUGGGUAAAUGCGGUGGCUUGCCUGCCAGCAGAGGCAUUUGAGCCCAUCAUUGUGGCCUCGACAGUGGACCCAGGCGGCUGCACCUAUGAUCCUUCUGUUGAUGCCGACAACGAGGCCUUGUCCGCGAACGCUGCCAGCCGCUUGUGGCGGUUGCAGCGCGCCACCAAGCUGGCCCAAAUGGCGCGGCUUGUGCGAAUAGUCAAAGUCGGGUCCAUAAUCAAAGUCGUGGAUCUAGAGCAGAACCUACGAGUGCUUAACUCCUCGCGCGGCGUCCGGGCGUUGAACUGGAUCGCGGGCCUGAUGUGGGUGGUGCACAUGAUGGCGUGCGGCUGGUACCUCGUGGCAGCAAUGCAUACGGACCACCAGCUCACCUGGGUCGCAUCCCGCGGCCUGCUGGAGGAGCCGGGAGUCGUCCAGUGGAGCCACGCCAUGUAUUUCAUCCUGACGAUUUUCACGACAGUGGGCUUCGGCGACAUGUCCGCGUACACGGUGGGCGAGAUUUGUUACGUGGUAUUGGUGAUGAUCAUCGGCGCCGUGGUGCACAGUAUUACCAUGGGCGAGGUGAUCAGCUUGGUGUUCGCAGCCGACAGUUCCACGAUGUGGAAGCGCAGGCAGAUGAAGAUGCUGGAGUCUUACGGGGACGACACCUCGCUUCCCGAAAAGACGGUUGUAAGCCUCUGCGAGUUUGUCCGACAUCUCGACAUGAGGGGGGGGGCCUAUGACCAAAAACACAUGUACAGGUUCUUUACCGAAUUUACGAUGCCGAGGAAGCUGCUCGGAGAGCUCCCCACGCAGCUCUUCAAUGGUUUCCUCCUGAGGAACAAGUUGGUUACGACCUGCGCGAGGACAUUGGGUGGGGAGUUGCCGCCGCGGUUCCCGCUGCUCCUAGCGACGCUCCUCUACCCCCAGGUGUUCAGAGAGGAGAAUGUGGUCUAUCAGAUGCACGACCACUCGUUUCACAUAUAUCUGGUCAUGAGCGGCAUUUUCUGUUACGUGGGCGAGGUUGAGGACUCUGAUUUCGGGAGGAAUGCAUUUGUCGACGCCUCGCGGAGUGGCCCGAAGAAUAUGGUUCUGAUGACGCGCCAGCCCACGGGUCGCAAGCAGCUGCGGGAUCGGCCGACUAGAACCGUCAACCCGGGGGAGGGGAGGAGGCUCUACAGCAGUCGCGAGGCGGAGAACACAUCGUCGAUGCUGGAGCAGGGCUUCAGUGCCUGGACGCCGAAGCACGGCAACGGUGAGCCGUGGUUGCAGGUGGAUUUGGGCACCGUCAAAAAGGUGAAAGGGAUCGUGAUGCAGGGGCAUCCGAAAGAAGACCAGUGGGUGAAGAAGUACAAGGUCCAGUACUCGCUUCUCGAGGAGGGGCCGUGGGCUGAGAUUGAUGACGUCUUCGUCGGCUGCGCCGACAGGAGCACCGAAUCCCUAGCAGAGUUCGCCCAAGUGCCGGCCCGCUUCGUACGUGUUCUGCCGGUCGAGUGGCACCGCAAAAUCUCCGCACGGGUCGGGGUGAGCGCCGUCGCCCCCCGGGUCUAUUCCUACAGGGUGUUCAACAAGAUGGAUUUCUUCGGGGAGGAGGUGCUGAUGGGGGACCCGGAGCGGACGCGGACGCGGCAUGCCACCGCACGGUGCGACACGGCUGGGGAGGUCCUCAUCCUGCACAAGCGCGACCUGCUGCCCAACGGCAGCGGGUUCCCCGAGUUCCAGCCGGCCCUCCGGGCCGAAUGCGCCAGGCGCCACGCGCAGCAGGCCAGGAGACUGCAGUGGCUCGCGGCGAGCACCAGGCGCUGCAGCUUCGCUGCCGCAGGCGGCCUCCUGCGCGGCGAGCCCGCGGGCGGCGCGGCCAACUGCGCGGCGUACAGCCUCCAGAUCGCCUGGAGGAGGUACUCUGCGGCCAAGGCCGGGGGAGAGGCCCGCGGGAACCAGGAGGCCCCGGCGCCUCCGUCGGACUCACCGUCGGACUUCGAGAGCAGGUUCCUCUCCCUCAUCGGGGGGCUCGCGGCGGAGGUGAAGGAGCUCAAGACGAGGCUGGCGCUGCUCACCGAUGGCGAUGGCACGUCUGGCACGCUGUGA
Molecule: messenger RNA, 2499 nt
Organism: Prorocentrum cordatum
Lineage: Eukaryota; Dinophyceae; Prorocentrales; Prorocentraceae
Source: the annotation of a GenBank genome assembly